CGGAAGCGCGAGAUCGGGCGGUCGCACCACGUACGCGAGGCCCAGUUCGCCUUACUAACUUGGUGACUUGGUCACUCAGUGACGCUCCCGUGCGGCCGAGGGUGCUCUCUCGGCGAGUGUCAGUUGCGUAAUCUGUUUUGCGCUGUCUGUCGCGAUCACCUCGCCAACGUCAUUAGCCGGCGGAUUUUUUCGGCGGGGGAUAGCAAUAAAGCACGCGGUAGCGUUCGGAACGCAGGAACUGAUAGUGUUACCUGCGGCUGGGCAUCGAAGCUUAUUUCUUCCUCUCUUUUUGGUGAGCCGAUGCAAACUGUGACUGCAGCAAGUGUGGCAUGGGGAGAAUUGAAAGAAAAAACGUAAAAGAGUUGUGGCAGACCCAGCGGGAAACGAGUAAAUAAUAUGGAUAUCCAUCGAAGGUACCGUCACACUUUCGUGACGAGUUAUCGCGCGUGCAACGGGUGUCGCAUUAUGAUUACAUAAUUCAUUAUGAAUCGCCAUUCAGACUCGGUUCCAGGCGCUUACAGAACUGAAGUUUGCAGUUAUUUGCUUGCGAUGCGGUAAUCAGACGCGACUGCGAAGGACAAAUGAAUACGUGUGAUCGGAAUCGUGGGACUUGCGUUCUUUUUUUUUUUCCUCUCCUCGGCUUCCGAGGACGGAAGUCCGCAAAUCGCGGAUAUCGAAGUGCCGAAUUCAAUUCUUCAACGAAGAGUGCUCGCGCUGACGACCGAACGGAUAGUCGUAUCAAUCGUAAGGUAAUCGAUAGUCGUAUUAGAGUAAUCGAACGCUUCAAGGACUCGAGCCCUUAAAGAUUCUGCGAUGGUGCACAUUGCCUAUCCGGCGCACGACGUAUCGAAAGGACAUGAUCGCUGACGUGAAUACGCUUUACCGUAUUAUAUUCUCCGGAAAAGCUUAGACCUCCGUCUGAAACUGUCCGUCGACGAACGAUUGUCGCACGUACGAAGCCACGAAGUAUCUCCAGGCAGUUGCGAUAAAUCCCACUCGCGUUGUCAACGUCCGAUCUUCCAACGCGCGGCUCACAACUUCCGUUGAAAAAUGGCGCGGAGGCCCGCGCCGAGGAAAACUCAAUGAAUGGGAAUCGAGCCUCGCGUCGGUAUGAAUGAAACGUGCGUCAUUAAACAACCGUCGCGCCGACUCGAGUGUGUGAACAACGGAUGAUUACAGCGAUAUCAGCGAUUGUUCAUCCAGCCAACGAUUCGCAAAACAAAGGCUAUACCGUGCGACACUCGCCGAAAUAGAAAAGGGAUUUCCUCAGUGUUUCGACUCCCCACUGCGCGAGACGACUUUCUUCGGGACGACUACAAUCUGUAUACCCGACAUGGUGAAAGGUUAUAGAAAAUUGAUGAUCAACUUCAGGCAAAAAUCUUUAAGGACUCUCAAGGCCAAUAUGGAUCAAACGAGACAAAUUCUUCGACAUCCUUCUGACUGAAACACAGCCAAGGUUCAAUCUAUCUAUCGCAGUCAAAGUAGACGCACGUAAGUCCAGCAGUCGACUCCAGGCAGCUCCGAUUGUCGAAGAUAUCUCGGGAAGAAGCUUACCUGGCCGAUCAGCUCCGGUGCUCGUGAACGGCGAAUGAGCUUGGUGAACCCGAUCAGCCGUCCGACACCUCGCCGCAGACAUCAGCUAAGAAUGUCUGACAGUUCGGAUCAGCUGUCAUCGCCAAAUAGCGACUGCAACAGUCAGAUUGGUGCCGUCCAUCGCAACGCAACUGCUCAGUACGGCAACACGACGUCGAUGUCCGGUCUCGGCUUGUCUCAUCAUCCACAGAACCUGACGCCCACGUCGAACGGUAGCCCCCAGUAUCCGCAGGAACUGUCUACCUGCGGCACAGGCGCCAGUGUGAGCGCCAAUAUCGUCAAUAUCAGCAGCCUCUCAUUCGGCGGUACCACUAGCAACUUCACGCCCGAGCAGAUAUCCUGUAUGUGUGAGGCACUGUCCCAGAGUCAGGAUAUCGAGAAACUGUCGAGAUUCCUCUGGUCCCUACCGCCCGGCGAGCUGCUUCACGGAAGCGAGAGCGUGUUGAUGGCGCGUGCCGCCGUUGCCUUUCACCGUGGAUCUUAUCACGAGCUCUACUCGAUCCUGGAGAGCCACCCUUUCUCGCCACGGCGUCACCCUGAGUUGCAGCAAAUGUGGUUCAAGUCGCACUACCGCGAAGCCGAGAAGAUUCGUGGCCGGCCGUUGGGCGCUGUGGACAAGUACCGGCUCCGCAAGAAGUAUCCGCUACCCAAAACGAUCUGGGACGGCGAGGAGACCGUUUACUGCUUCAAGGAGCGCUCGAGGAACGCUCUGAAGGAGUGCUACAUGAAGAACCGAUAUCCCACGCCGGACGAGAAGAAGAACCUCGCGAAGAAGACUGGCCUGACGUUGACUCAGGUAUCCAAUUGGUUCAAGAAUCGCCGGCAGAGGGAUCGCACUCCGCAAACAAGGACGGACAUGAUACCGUUGAAUUGUCAGGCCACGGCAAACAGCGCGAUCAGCAGCUCGGUGAGCAACGGCGGCAGCAUCCAGUCUCUGCAGAGCAUGGACUCGGACAGUCCGAAUCUCGCGAUGUCACCUUUGUCGAACAUUGGCAUGUCGCCGGUCGCCAUGAACCCGUGCAGCCCAAUGGGCAUGAGUCCGAUGGGGCCUCAUCACGGCUACGCCACCCCCGUCACCCCGUCGUCUGUUCACACCGCUCACUCGCACAACGGCGGAUUAAGCCCUAUGAACGACGUCAAGACCCUUUGUUACGGGCGCAGCGUGUACGAUACAGGAAAAGACGUGGAGCAGAGCUCGGUGUACUACAGCAGUCACUCCAGUAUGCACCACCAGUACUACCAGCAGACGCAUCAUUCGAUGAUGUCCAGUUCCCAUCACCAUCAUCAUCAUCAGCAGAGCAUGCCGACCGGCUACGAGAUCAUGCUGCCGCCGCCUCAGCACUCUAUGUGAUCGACAGACUACGAGGUUACCCGGGGUGAUCAGGCUCAACAUGGGCAAAACGACGACGUGCUGGCGCGCGUACACGCCUUCGCUUGAGUUUACUUCUUCUCUCGUUCGCGUGCGGUAAAGAGGAAGUCGUGUAAAAACGAAAAACGGCAGAGCACCCGGACAAAGUUUAGUCAGAUUUGAGUUUAGCUUCAGCGUCGUUCGACGUUGCUUAUCAUCGACUUUCCGGUGCAUUUGAGACGAAAAAACGUAUCCAGGAAAGGGUCGGGAACAUUCAAGGUGAAUCUCGAAAGACCCGCUUUACCUGUACGAGUGUGUGUUAACUUUUCCGCAGCGAUUACACCGAGUGAGAGAGAGAGAGAGAGAGAGAGAGAGAGAGAGAGAGAGAGAGAGAGAGAAUGAUUAUAAAAGUUACGUUACAAGGUAUGAAGACAUGCGCGCAUAUGUGAUCAGAUGCGAAUACAGAUUACAAUUGUAAAAUUUAGCAAUUAUUACCACGAACAAGAGAGAGAGAGAGAGAGAGAGAGAGAGAGAGAGAGAGAGAGAGAGAGAAAAGAUAGGAAAAUCAACAAGCGAGAUCACUUCGAAUGCUUAUGUAAUUACUAAAUUGUAAUUGUAAUUGUAAAGUUAUAUAUACUGCUGCGCAGAACGCAGAGAUGUAAAUCGAUGUGUGAAUUACUCUUCCUCCGUUACAGUCUCUCGAUCUUUUAAUAUUACGAUUCUUUCGAGGAUUUUCUCUGUGAGUGAAAAUGAUUUCGCGCACAAUUGCAAUUACAUUACACGAAUUCGUGUUCGCGAGCAAACGCUGCGACCGUGAAAAAGUCGCGCCUUGAGGUGGUGAGAAUACAUACAAGAGGCUUGGGAGGGACGAAUAAACUGGUUUUAUUUUGUGCACCCUUCUUCUCAAAGACAUUUUACACGCAACAAAAGGGCUCCAACUGCCCUUCGGGACAAUCGUGCAGAAUUUGCUUUUUUCAAAACAUAUGCGGAUGUGGCUUCUUUGUAAUCUACUUUGAUUCGUUGCUACUAUACUUUUAUGAGACGUCGAUUAUGUAUGUAAAAGUGGAGGAUGUAUGUAAGAGAAAAAAGAUAAAUAUUUAUUUCGUCAAGUAUGUACGAUAUAUUUUCAGCGUCGUGUAUGAUGUCUGUGUUGUAGAUACUACUUGUAAAUCAUUGCGAGAGGCGCAAAGUUGCAACAGCGAAGAUAUUGAGACGUCGUUUAGAAUCGCCAAGGAGAUGAAUUUGUUUUUAUGGAGAAAUUUACAGCUUGGGAAAGGCAGAAAAAAGCAAUUACGCGAUGAAGCAACCAAAGCACAGACACGCUACUCCUUUUCUCCUUAUUUUACCUGUAUAUAGUCGAGAGAUACAUGAUAUGAGAUACACGCGCGCCUAUUAUGUAUGUAAUGUAUAUAUAAUACCAGAAAGUAACAAUGUAUUAAAAUGGUUUUUAAUAAAUAGGUAUUAAGUAGUAU
Harpegnathos saltator (Jerdon's jumping ant) is the source of this 4413-nucleotide messenger RNA. RefSeq names its product homeobox protein six4 (gene Six4). Gene Ontology annotation, molecular function: RNA polymerase II cis-regulatory region sequence-specific DNA binding; DNA-binding transcription factor activity, RNA polymerase II-specific. The transcript has 4 exons. Gene Ontology annotation, cellular component: transcription regulator complex; nucleus. The coding region runs from base 1589 to 2944 and encodes 451 amino acids. Gene Ontology annotation, biological process: regulation of transcription by RNA polymerase II. Lineage: Eukaryota; Metazoa; Arthropoda; Insecta; Hymenoptera; Formicidae. The record is from RefSeq and is a predicted model, not a curated record.